UUUUUUAUCUCACUUAAACCAAUCCUAUUAAGACUCUUUCGAGUAAUAACUCCGUUGUUCUAAUUCUAGCGCAAGAAUGAAGCCUCUGUUUCAUCAUCAAUCUUCUUCCAAUAUUAUUUUCUUUUAUUAUUCCGUAGCACUUUUGAUGAUCUCAAUCAUGAAUAUUCCAACAUGUAUUUGCAAAGAUGAUCCCCUAUACACAAACUGUAACACCGCUUUUGACUGCGAAAGCAGUGUCCCAAACCUCAAGUAUCCGUUCUGGGGAGAAAACAGAGCGAAAUAUUGCGGUGGUGAUUCUAAUACAGAGGUCACUUGCGAAGGAAAAGUGCCGAAGAUAACAAUUAAAAACGUGAAAUACCGUAUUCUUGAUUGGGAAAAUACAACAAAGAAACUGACUGUAGCUAGAGAAGAUUACUCGAGUGGCGAUGUUUGUGCUGUUAAUAACAAUUACAGUAACAGCACAUUCGAUAACACUGGUCAGUUUCAACGAUUUAGCGGUGUUUCAAACGUGACUCUGUUAUAUAACUGUGUUGCAAAUGGAGACCCAUCGAAUAUGUUUCAUAGUGUUGACUGCCAAAAUACUAAAUUUGUUGUCUACACCGUUGUUGAUCCUACUUUGUAUUCCACCAUAUGUAGUCCAAGUGUUAUUGUCGUCAUUCCCAUUUUGGAUACCUUUACUUCACAAAUUGCAUCUGGUAGUGGAUUAGAAGAAGCAUUAAAAAAAGGUUUUGAGUUGAGAUGGACCGUAAACUCUCCGGAAUGUGACGCGUGCGUUGGAAGUGGUGGAGUGUGUGGCAACGAUGGAGGAACUGAAUUAAGAUGUUUCUGUAAGGAUGGACCUGAUAAAACUUCAUGCAAUUCAGAAAAGGCAUCAACCUCAAGUUCAAAACAGAACUGGAGGUUUAUUGUGAUAGGUGCUUCACUGGCUGGAUUUGGAAUAACAACUUUCUUUAUUGUUAUGAUUACUUGUCACCUUAAAAGAGGUAUACAUAACCAAAAGAGUACCAUUGUUUGGAAAAGAAGAAAAUUUGUUGAAAACAAUGUGGAGGUUUUCAUGAGAAGUUAUAAUUUAUCAGCGACAAGAAGAUAUAGUUAUACAGAAAUAAAAAAGAUCACAAACUCAUUUAGAAAUAAAUUAGGUCAAGGAGGAUAUGGCAUUGUGUAUAAAGCAAAUUUACCUGAUGGUUGUCAUGUGGCAGUGAAAGUAAUCAAUGAAUACAAGGGAAAUGGAGAAGAGUUCAUAAAUGAAGUUGCCAGCAUUAGUAGAACAUCACACACAAACAUUGUUUCACUUUUAGGUUUUUGUUAUGAGAUGAACAAAAGAGUAUUACUUUAUGAAUAUAUGCCCAAUGGAUCAUUGGAUAAAUUCAUCUAUAAAAGUGGGUUUACUGAUGCUAUUUGUGAUUUCAAUUGGAAUAAGUUGUUCCAAAUUGCAAUUGGCAUUGCUAGAGGACUAGAGUACUUGCAUCAGGGAUGUACUUCAAAGAUUUUACAUCUUGAUAUCAAGCCCCAAAACAUUCUUUUGGAUGAAGAUUUUUGUCCAAAAAUAUCUGAUUUUGGAUUGGCUAAAAUAUGCCAAAAGAAGGAGAGUAUUGUGUCAAUACCAGGGACAAGGGGAACUAUAGGAUAUAUGGCACCAGAAGUAUUUAGUAGAGCAUUUGGUGGAAUUUCUCACAAGUCGGAUGUGUAUAGUUACGGCAUGUUGAUUCUUGAAAUGAUUGGAGGAAGAAAGAAUUAUGAUACUGGAGGAUCGUGUACUUCUGAAAUGUAUUUUCCAGAUUGGAUUUAUAAGGAUCUUGAUAAAGGUAAUAAUACUCUUUUAAAUGGUUUGACAAUCUCAGAGGAAGAAAAUGAUAUGGUUAGAAAAAUUACUUUGGUGAGUCUAUGGUGCAUUCAAACGAAUCCAUUAGAUAGACCACCAAUUAAUAAAGUAAUAGAAAUGCUACAUGGACCACUUUCAUCGGUGUCUUCUCCUCCAAAGCCUGUGUUAUUUUCUCCUGAAAGGCCACCACUACAACUUUCAUGUAUGUCUUCAUCGAGUCUGGACGAGACAAAUUCAAUUACAGUAUCAAAAUAGUUAUUCUAUAAAUCAAAUUUUGUAUUAGUCUAACAACUGCAAAAAUGAAAUAAUUGUAACUUGUGUAUAAUUGGUUAUGGCAUGCAACAUUUGUAAUCAUUUUGUUAAACUUCAAAAUCAAUAAAAUAUAAUUAUAGUUAUUGGAGCGGCAAAA
Cicer arietinum (chickpea) is the source of this 2231-nucleotide messenger RNA. Its product is annotated as LEAF RUST 10 DISEASE-RESISTANCE proteinUS RECEPTOR-LIKE PROTEIN KINASE-like 2.4. Gene Ontology annotation, molecular function: protein kinase activity; polysaccharide binding; ATP binding. Gene Ontology annotation, biological process: protein phosphorylation. The record is from RefSeq and is a predicted model, not a curated record. Lineage: Eukaryota; Viridiplantae; Streptophyta; Magnoliopsida; Fabales; Fabaceae.